Messenger RNA from Prunus dulcis (almond), 4580 nucleotides. Its product is annotated as pleiotropic drug resistance protein 3-like. Bases 1 to 4290 code for a protein of 1429 amino acids. NCBI's taxonomy places the organism in Eukaryota, Viridiplantae, Streptophyta, Magnoliopsida, Rosales, Rosaceae. The transcript is spliced from 24 exons. Gene Ontology annotation, molecular function: ATP hydrolysis activity; ATP binding; ABC-type transporter activity. Gene Ontology annotation, cellular component: membrane. The record is from RefSeq and is a predicted model, not a curated record.
AUGGAGCUAACACCAGUUGAAAGAAAUGUCCACUCAAUCAUAGAGGAGGAGGAUGAGGAAGUUCAGCUGCAGUGGGCUGCAAUUGAGAGACUGCCUACAUUAAAACGCCUCAAAACCUCACUUUUUGAUGUUGGUGGUGGUGAGAAUGGAAGCGGUGGAAAAGACUCGAAAGACUAUGCAGGGAAGAGGGUGGUUGAUGUUACCAAGUUAAGAACACAUGAGAGGCAUCUGUUCAUUGAAAAACUCAUAAGCCACAUAGAGAAUGAUAAUCUGAAACUUCUACAGAAACUGCGAGAAAGAAUAGACCGAGUGAAUGUGAAACUGCCGACUGUGGAGGUGAGGUACAAGAACUUGUUUGUGGAAGCAGAGUGUGAGGUAGUCCAAGGAAAGCCGCUUCCGACGCUAUGGAACUCUCUUCUAAGCUUGUUAUCAGUUUUUACAAAGGCAAUUUGGUUCAAAUCUGUAGAAGCCAAGAUAAGCAUUCUAACAGAUGUCAGUGGCAUCAUCAAACCAUCAAGGCUUACUCUCCUUCUUGGUCCCCCAGGCUGUGGGAAAACCACCUUGUUACAAACUCUUGCAGGAAAACAAGACAAAUCUCUCAAGGUUUCAGGGGAGAUUUCUUAUAAUGGUCACAAGCUAGAUGAGUUUGUCCCCCAGAAAACGUCAGCUUACAUAAGCGAAUACGACCUUCACAUACCUGAGUUGACCGUGAGGGAAACAAUCGACUUUUCUGCCCGCUGUCAGGGUGUUCGGAGUAGAGCUGAUAUAAUGAUGGAGGUCAGCAGAAGAGAAAAAGAAGCGGGAAUAGUCCCUGAUCCAGAUAUUGACACCUACAUGAAGGCAAUAUCAGUUCAAGGACAAAAGAAAAAUCUCCAAACCGAUUAUGUUUUGAAGAUCCUCGGACUGGAUACCUGUAGUGACACAAUGGUUGGUGAUGCAUUAAGUAGAGGCAUUUCAGGUGGCCAGAAGAAGAGGCUGACAACAGGAGAGAUGAUUGUAGGUCCCACAAAAGCUCUAUUUAUGGAUGAAAUAUCGACGGGAUUAGACAGCUCUACAACAUUUCAGAUAGUUACCUAUCUCCAGCAGUUGGUGCACAUCACAGAUGCAACUGCAUUGGUAUCACUUCUUCAACCAGCACCUGAGACCUUUGAUCUGUUUGAUGAUGUAAUAUUAAUGGGAGAGGGGAAGGUAGUUUACCAUGGUCCUCGCAGCCACGCACUUCAGUUUUUUGAAGACUGCGGUUUCAAGUGCCCAUCAAGAAAGGGUGCUGCAGAUUUUCUUCAGGAGGUAAUCUCAAAGAAGGAUCAAGCACAAUACUGGAAGCACGAUAACAUUCCCUACAAUCAUGUUUCAGUGGAUCAGUUAUCACAACUUUUCAGAGCAAGUUACUUAGGAAAUAAGUUAGACGAUGAGCUCUCAAAACCGUAUGAUAAAUCGCAGUCCCAUGACAAUACCUUAUCAUUUACCACUUACUCUGUGAGCAAAUGGGAGUUGUUCAAAGCUUGCAUGGCCAGGGAGCUGCUUCUUAUGAAACGAAAUUCCUUUGUCUAUGUCUUCAAAACAGUGCAGCUUAUCAUCAUUGCAUUUAUUACAAUGACAGUAUUUAUAAGGACUCAGAUGGCUGUGAAUUUGACAAGCGCAAAUUUUUUGUUGGGCGCAUUGUUUUAUACACUCGUUCGACAUAUGACAAAUGGCGUUGCAGAGCUGUCCUUGACUGUUACUAGACUUCCAGUAGUUUACAAGCAAAGAGGAUUCUAUUUGUACCCAGCAUGGGCGUAUUCUAUUCCGGCCUCUAUGCUGAAGGUUCCAUUUUCAUUCAUGGAUUCAGUGCUUUGGACUGCCACAACUUACUAUGUUAUUGGGUAUAGCCCAGAAAUAAAAAGGUUCUUCUGCCAGUUCCUUGUGCUAUUUGCUCUGCAUCAAGCAUCAACAUCCAUGUGUCGUUUGGUUGCUGUAAUUUUCCGAACUAUGGUUGCUGCAACAACUUGUGGUACUUUUAUCUUAGUGGUAAUGUUUUUAUGCGGAGGCUUCAUUUUGCCACGACCCUCUCUACCUCCUUGGUUGAGGUGGGUAUUCUGGUGUUCUCCUAUGACUUAUGGGGAAAUAGGUACAGCUCUAAAUGAAUUCCUUGCUCCUCGCUGGCAAAAGGUUUCAAAGGGAAACACAACCUUAGGGAAUGAAGUUCUAACCAGUCAUGGUCUGAACUUUGAUGGAUCUUUCUAUUGGAUAUCGGUAGGAGCAUUAUUCGGCUUCACAGUACUUUUCGAUCUUGGAUUUGCUUUAGCCUUAACUUACUUAAAUCCUCCAAAUAUGUCUCGGGCUAUUGUUUCGGAAAAGAGAUUAUCUCAACUACAAGGGAAAGAUGCUUGCAACACCAGUGCUCAGUCAGAGAAUGUAUCAACUCCAGCUGAUCUUUACCACAAUGUGGGAGAAAAGUUAAAUUUUGGGAAGAUGGCCCUGGCUCUGCCAUUUGAACCACUGACAGUGUCAUUUAAGGAUGUGCAGUAUUAUGUUGAUACCCCUCCGGAAAUGAGAGAGCAUGGUUUCAAACAGAAAAAGCUUCAGUUGCUUAAAGAUAUUACAGGAGCAUUCAGACCUGGAAUUCUUACAGCAUUGAUGGGUGUCAGUGGAGCUGGGAAAACAACUCUCAUGGAUGUUCUUUCUGGAAGGAAAACAGGAGGUACUAUUGAAGGAGAUAUAAGAAUAGGAGGGCACCCCAAGGUACAGAAGACAUUUGCAAGAAUAUCAGGUUACUGUGAGCAGACUGAUAUACAUUCUCCACAUAUCACAGUAGGAGAAUCAGUUAUGUACUCAGCUUGGUUGCGGUUGCCACCUGACACUGAUCCAGACACAAAAUCUAGAUUUGUGGAAGAAGUCAUUGAAACGAUUGAACUGGAGGAUAUAAAAGAUUCUUUAGUCGGGAUUCCUGGACAAAGUGGCCUAUCCACUGAGCAGCGUAAAAGGCUAACAAUUGCAGUGGAGCUUGUUUCCAAUCCAUCCAUAAUAUUUAUGGAUGAACCUACAUCAGGUUUAGACGCCAGAGCAGCUGCAAUUGUCAUGCGCGCAGUGAAGAACGUCAUUGACACAGGAAGGACAACUGUUUGCACAAUUCACCAACCAAGCAUUGAUAUCUUUGAGUCUUUUGAUGAGUUAAUUUUGAUCAAAACGGGAGGACAGAUCAUCUAUUCUGGAAUAUUAGGACAUCAAUCGAGUAAACUAAUCGAAUAUUUCGAGGGCAUUCCUGGUGUACCAAAAAUCAAAGAUAAUUACAAUCCAGCAACAUGGAUGUUAGAAGUUACUUCUGCUUCGGUAGAGGAAGAACUUGGUUUAGAUUUUGCCAGCAUUUAUAGAGAGUCUACUCAGUAUAGGGACACAAUUGAGCUGGUAAGACAGUUAAGCGUGCCAAAGCCGGGUUCAAAGGACUUGUAUUUUCCCACUCCUUUUCCUCAAAAUAGCUGGGUGCAGUUUAAGGCAUGCCUUUGGAAACAACACUUGUCCUACUGGAGAAGUCCGGAAUACAAUCUAGCACGUUUCAUGUUUAUGAUUAGUGCUUCAGUGUUGUUUGGGAUAAUCUUUUGGCAGAAAGGGAAGGAAAUAAAUAAUGAGCAGGAUUUGUUGAACAUACUUGGGUCCAUGUACAUUGCUGUAAUAUUCUUGGGCGUAACCAAUUGCAACUUAGUUCUGCCUUAUGUGGAAACUGAGCGCACUGUUUUGUACCGGGAACGAUUUGCUGGGAUGUACUCAUCAAAGGCUUAUUCGUUUGCGCAGGUGGCCGUGGAAAUGCCAUACACAAUGUUGCAAGCAAUUCUGUUUGUGAUUAUAACAUACCCUACAAUAGGGUAUUAUUGGUCAGCUACUAAGGUUUUUUGGUACUUUUAUGCAACAUUCUGGACAUUUCUGUACUUUGUGUAUCUUGGGAUGCUGAUUGCUUCGUUGAGCACAAACCUGGAUGUUGCUUCCAUUUUGGCAACUGCAGUCUACACCAUAUUGAAUCUUUUCUCUGGCUUCCUCAUGCCGGGACCGAAAAUUCCUAAGUGGUGGGUUUGGUGCUAUUGGAUAUGUCCUACAUCAUGGUCCCUAAAUGGCCUCCUGACCUCACAAUAUGGAGACAUGAACAAAGACAUCCUGAUUUUUGGGGAGCAUAAAACAGUUGGUUCCUUCCUACAAGAUUACUAUGGUUUCCAUCAUGAUGGUUUAGCCCUUGUGGCUAUUGUUCUCAUUGCUUUCCCAGUUGCUUAUGCGUCUCUAUUUGCCUAUUGCAUUGGGAAAUUAAAUUUUCAAAGAAGGUAGAAAGAAACCUAUUUUUACCGACACGGGUUGGUUCAGUUGGUAAGGUCCUUGCAUUGUGUGUCGCCCCACUAACGUUCGAGUCCCAUUGCCAGCAAUUCCGAGUUUGGUGGACAAUUUGUAUAUUCCUCUGUAAAUCUGAAAAGGUCUAAGGUUUGCCAUGGCCCUGGGUGUGGGGGUAGCCUCUCCCUUCCCUAAACUUUUAUUUCAUCAAAAAUAAGAAAGAAGCCUGUUUUUGUCUAUAUGUCUGUCCUAUGUUGGAUUGUUGACGGUUGAAAUGUAUCACAAGAAAA